AUGCUGUUCACCAAACUCUUUCUCUCUGGCCUGAUGGCCGCCGGCUUUGUCUUUACCCUUCCUGUGGUAGAGAUUUCUGAUGUUCAGGUACGCGAGGCUCAAGGUGGACCAGGCGGUCCUGGGGGUGCUCCAAAGAAUACUGGACCUCCUGUCCAAGGACCUGGACCUCUUCAGACUGGCCCCCCUUCCAACCAAGGACCUGGACCCGCUCAAACCGGUCCAGCUGGCGGUCCAGGCAAACCUCCUGUGACAGUACAACCUAAACCAACGCAGAGUUUCAAUCAAGGGCCUCCACCACCGCCUCCAUCCACCACUGGAGUUCCACCGCCUGUAUUUGCAACCCCACCUGCAUUCACCCAAGUUGUCACCAUUACGGUGUACUAGGCUUGCUUAGUGCAGGUACUCGAACUCGAUUCGCAAUGGAGGAAACGAAAGGAGGGGCACGGUUCUUGUCAAUGAGGUGUGAUUGAUUUGGGGUGGUUGUAUGAUUCUUGUCUGUCGCUACUUUUCUGUGUGUUCUUCAAUGAAAUUAUUUUCCAAGUUGGGUCAAUAGCUCGUUGUUUGUGUACUGUACAGUGUACCCCCUUGAUUAUAUGUUAAUUUCUUGCCAUUCGAUUAUCUUAUGUUAGCUUGAAAAGCAAAGAACUUAUGCUGCUUUGAAGUGCUUGAUUGUUGACAGGCU
Messenger RNA from Mollisia scopiformis, 682 nucleotides. RefSeq lists its product as uncharacterized. The record is from RefSeq and is a predicted model, not a curated record. NCBI's taxonomy places the organism in Eukaryota, Fungi, Ascomycota, Leotiomycetes, Helotiales, Mollisiaceae. The transcript is spliced from 5 exons. Bases 1 to 384 code for a protein of 127 amino acids.